AUGAUUCUAAGCAAUAUCGGUCUGCGUAUGGGUGGUGCUUCGAGAGCAGUGUUCGCUGCCCAAGGCGUUUUCCUGUUAGGGAAUGCCUUCUACACCAUCCUCUAUCCCUCCUCCGCAGCAAAUCUUCCAAACUCUUCGCUCAGAGGAGCUCCCAACGGCGUGGUUCAGUGUAUUGGUCUAACUUCCUUUACUUUGGGAACAUACUAUCUGAUUUCGGCCUAUCAACGAAAUAGUGCCAUAAUGGCUGCUUCGGUGCCUUCUCGAUUUGUGGCUGCAUUUGUGAUGUACCAGGCUGGUGAGAAUUGGAUCCCAGUUUCGGCUUUUGAAAUCUCAAUGGGAAUAGUCGCUGGCGCAGCACUUCUAUGGGAUCGGUGCAUAUAG
Molecule: messenger RNA, 381 nt
Organism: Penicillium waksmanii
Lineage: Eukaryota; Fungi; Ascomycota; Eurotiomycetes; Eurotiales; Aspergillaceae
Exons: 2
Coding region: 1-381 (126 amino acids)
Source: RefSeq, a predicted model, not a curated record